This is a messenger RNA of Poeciliopsis prolifica (blackstripe livebearer), 2645 nucleotides long. RefSeq lists its product as uncharacterized. The record is from RefSeq and is a predicted model, not a curated record. Gene Ontology annotation, molecular function: iron ion binding; protein binding; oxidoreductase activity, acting on single donors with incorporation of molecular oxygen, incorporation of two atoms of oxygen. NCBI's taxonomy places the organism in Eukaryota, Metazoa, Chordata, Actinopteri, Cyprinodontiformes, Poeciliidae. Gene Ontology annotation, biological process: lipid oxidation; linoleic acid metabolic process.
AUGACAUUGAAGGUCACGUGUAGGCGUCAGUGUGGGUGGAGCCUGAAAACAGCAGAAAGCACCUGGAGCUUCAGGUGCCAAACACCUCAUCAAACCCAGAUGAGAGGAGAGGAGCUGCUGAACUGCAGGAUGGAUUCCUGUCAGGAGUUUGAAGUGAUGGUUCACACCUCACCUGGUUCCACCUGUGGGACCUUCAACCGUCUGCGUCUCAGUUUGAUUGGGUCGCAAGGUGAGACUCCGCCCAUCACAGUGAAUGACGACCAUCAUCUGCUGCCUGGAUCUACAUGCCUGGUCCAGGUCCGGCCCAAUGGCCCACUGGGUCGGGUGGUUCUGGUCCGACUCCAGCUGGAGGUGCGGACUGGAUUCCCCAAUGUGGACUGGCACUGCAACAGAGUAGAGCUCCGCCAACGGGUUAAAGGUCAGGAACCAAGGCCCGACGGUUCAGAAACAAAGGUGUUCUUGUGCGACAAGUGGCUGCGGACAGCAGAUGGCGACGUGGAGCUGCGCAGUGGAAAGCUGUGUUUGCUGGCGGAGGAAACUGAAGAGCGAGUGAAGCAACAGCGACUCGGCCAGCUGCAGCGGCAGCAGCAGCACAUCAGGUGGGGUGUGUUUGUCGAAGGCGCUCCUCAGUGCCUCGAUCUCAAGAGUCUGUCCGAUCUCGGGCCGAACCUGAGCUACACACACAUCAGCAGUCCAUCCAUCGACUUGCACUACCUGAAAGGCUUCGCCGGCCGGACCGAAUCCUGGAGCAGCUUCUCUGAGCUGGAGACCGCCUUUGCCUUCAGUGGACAUCAGAACAACAUCGCCAAGUUUGUGAAGGCUCACUGGAUGGAGGAGUGGUAUUUUGGCUAUCAGUGUCUGAACGGCUGCAACCCUUUGCUCCUGAGUCGGACGCACCUCAUCCCUCCGAACCUGGCCGUCACCUCUGACAUGCUCCGCCCCUUCCUACCUGCAGACUCCUCCCUCGAAGAAGAGCUCCAGAGAGGGAACAUUUACCUGCUGGACUACAAGCUUCUGGACGGGCUUGAAGCCAACCAGAUCAAUGGAAAGCAGACGUACCUGUCCGCCCCGCUGUGUCUCCUCCACCUGAACCAGCAGGGACAGGUGGUCCCCAUCGCCAUCCAGCUCCAGCAGACGCCCGGCCCGCAGAACCCGGUCUUUCUGCCCUCUGACCCCACCUGUGAUUGGCUGCUGGCUAAGAUCUGGGUCCACAGUGCCGACUUCCAGGGUCACCAGCUGGUCUCCCAUUACAUGCGGACCCAUAUGAUGGCGGAGCUGUGCUGCAUCGCCACGCUGCGGCAGCUUCCAGAGCAUCACCCUCUGCACCAGCUGCUGAUGCCUCACAUCAGGACGUCUCUGCAGAUCAACAUGCGGGCGCGAGGGUCGCUGCUGGCCGCUAACGGCCCCUUUGACCAGGCGGUGGGUUCUGGCCUGAAGACCAUUCCAGACAUCCUCCGCAGAGCUUCGGCCACCAUCCACUAUCGGUCCAUGUGCGUUCCUGACGACCUGGUGGACCGCGGCGUAGACAAACUGCCUCACAGCUUCUACGCUCAGGACGCCCAGAGGAUCUGGGACGCGCUGUACAGGUUUGUCCUCGGCUGGGUCCAGCUGUACUACAUAGGAGACAAAGACGUCCAGAAUGACUCCGAACUCCAGAACUGGAUCACCGACAUCAACACACACGGAUUCUCACAGAACGCAGGGUUUCCUCCGUGUUUCCAAACCAAAGAAGAACUUUCCAAGUUUGUGACCAUGGUGAUCUUCUCCUGUUCCGCUUUGCACGCCGCUGUCAACUUCUCCCAGCUGGACUUUGCUCUCUGGAUGCCCAACUGCCCGCCCGCUAUGAUGCGUCCUCCCCCGCAGGCUAAAGGCGCCAUCACAGAGCAGGACAUCAUGUCCUCCCUCCCGGACAUCAACUCCACCAACCGCAUCCUAACGACACUGAGCAUGCUGUCACAGCCUGGCGUUGACUUUGUUCCUCUGUGUCACUACAGGGAGGCCGUCUUCAAAGUCGACGCCCACCGCAGACUGCUGGAGGAAGUGCAGGCGGAGCUCCAGGCCAUUACUGAUGACAUCACAGAGCGCAACAGGCACCUGGAGCUGCCAUAUACGUACCUGUGUCCUUCCGGCAUCGAUAACAGCGUCGCCAUUUAAACUCCAUCGACUGCCUCCUGGUCUUCAGAUAUUAACCGUCUUUACUGCAACUUGAUGUUUCUAUAACUCACUGUCCUUUAAAAAGUAACUUUAUAGAGACUAUAUUGUUUCAUAUUUACUAAAUCUGAUCGAGAUUCUCCACCUUUUCUCUUAGCUGCUUCUGCCGUCUGAGGAAAUUCACCAAAAACAACCAAUCAAAGCAAAAGGGCGGGGCUUAGUGCUGUUAAUCAACCUUAUUAAAGCACUGCUAAAUGUGCUGGUGGCGGAGAAGCAAAUUGCGGAAAGGAAAACCGUGCCAUGCUAGCUGUAGCAUAGCUAGCAUGGCUCUUUGUUAGAGCUAGAGGGGCGUGCGAGAGGUGGACAGUUUUAACAAAUAUGUCAAUAAAUAAAAGUCACUUAAAGCAGAUUUGACCGUGAGGUGGACAAACUAUGGAGAACUCAGGACUUUACCAAAACGCUGGACUGAUAAAGGUUUUACUGCUCAUAUCCUG